Molecule: messenger RNA, 1746 nt
Organism: Candidozyma auris
Lineage: Eukaryota; Fungi; Ascomycota; Pichiomycetes; Serinales; Metschnikowiaceae
Gene: EXO70
Product: GTP-Rho binding exocyst subunit EXO70
Exons: 2
Coding region: 1-1746 (581 amino acids)
Biological process (GO): exocytosis
Cellular component (GO): exocyst
Molecular function (GO): phosphatidylinositol-4,5-bisphosphate binding
Source: RefSeq, a predicted model, not a curated record
AUGAAUGUUGACAUUGACGAAGCCGACGUGGCUGUACUCACACAAAAUCUCUCGCGGUCUAAGGAGCUUUUCAACGAUAUCACAAAGAGACUUCACACCAUCUCCACAAAAACGUCCUCCGCCUCAACAACAAUCAAGCCCGUAUUGAGUGAGUUCAAUGCGCUUACGUCGAAGAAGCGCUCUGUUGAUGAGGGAUUGCAGCUUUUAAAAGAUGUUUCUUUGUAUGCUGGUCGUGCUGCUGAAUCCCAGAGGCUUCUCACGAGUCCCAUAGAAACCGUGGGCACAGUCAAGUAUCUACAGUGUUUGCUGGAGUCGUACGACUUGUCCAGAGAAAUGAAGAAAGAAAUCCACCAAUUUGACAAUGUGGUGGUAACGUUUGCCAAUGUAGUGGACAAGGCAGAGAUCAAUGUCGUUAGUCAUUUUACGAAACUAGUGCUGUCAAUUGACCUUGAUGGAGGCGCAGUUGCCAAACAGGCCGACAUUGUGGCCGUGCUUGCAUUUUUCUCCAACAAAGGUAAUUUACGAGGCAUGCAAUUUCAGAAACGUGCCGCCAACAUGCCUUAUGAAAGAGGCAGCAACGGUGUGGCCCAAUAUGUGGAUGAGUUGAACAAAGCUGCAAGUGCUCUCUACCAGGUCAGCACAGAGCUACUGGUGCUGGACACGCCGGUUGCGAGAAAUGCAGUGGCUCAGUAUUUGGACAACCGAGUUGCCAAGAUCCUUGGCUUAUACUGUAAUUUUUUGGAGCUGAACGGCGUAACAGGCCAGGAUCUCGUGAUUUUGGACGUAUUGGACAAUCUUGCUAUCCUCGAUGACCAUUUGGGUAAGGUUGUGAAUUGCAACUUGGGGGUGAGUAAAGUCGCUUUCAGUGAGUACACUCGUCUUCUCAAUAUUGCCCAGGGCUUGCUAAGCGAGUGGGUCAGGUACGUGGAGAGCAGAGUGCUAGCUUUGGAGAAGUGUACAGACCAAAGUAUCCCUGAAGUUGUUGUGGAAGUGUUAUCGAGAAUCCGAAGGAUCGCCGAGUACGACUCUGUAUCGCUUUUAAUGGAGGACAUGAAGCUUGGCAGCUGGCUUGAUGUGAAGCCCCCUUUGCAAUUUAUUUCAGUUUACACCUCUGUGAUCCCCGGAGCUGAAGGUGAUGCUACCAACAGAAAAGCGUUCCUAAUCUCUUCAUAUAUUCUGGACCUCAUCGAUGAGCUCAUGGUGAAUAUCGAAAUCCGGUUGAAGGAGCAGUCUGGCGAUAAUGGCCUUCGAAAGCUGACGCAAGGGUUUUUGCUCGUAAAGAACAUUGUCAUGAUCGAAACUAUCGUCAACCGCCUGGAGGGUCUCUACAAGAAACUCCGAGUCGUUGGCCAGGAAAGGCUUCAGCGCUUGAAAAACAGGUUCCUCAAACUCUUCUUGGAUGACUGGAAUUACGCCUCGUACAUCAUCAUCCGCGACAUGACGCAGAUUACUACCACCAAUGCUCAGCAUGGUGGACAAAACAGCAACAAGGAAAGAGAGCAGGUGAAGGAGCUUUUCAAGAACUUCAACGAGCUGUUUGAAGAGGCGCUCAAGAACUACGAGAAAUUCAACAUUCAAGAGAAGGAUUUGCGGAACUACCUUUCAAGCGAGAUCAAAAAGCUCAUCAUCAAUGCCUACAACAAGUUGUAUGAUAAGUACGGAAGCGGCGAUUUCACCAAGAAUAAGGCCAAGUACGUCAAGUACGACAAGGUGCUGUUUGAGCGGUUGUUGAACGAGAAGCUUUAA